CCCAUACUUGCAUUGGAGAAACCGAGGGAAAAUGACAUUUAUCACUAAACAAAGAAUAAUAAAUUUCCAAACCAAGAAUCUCUCCUUAUAUUUAGCCACAAAGCCUCCUUCUCUGUCUUUCCAAAUCCCAUACAAAUGGCAACCUCCGCCUUCAAAUCCCCUUUCAGACGAGGUACAGCGGCAGAACCCAAAGCCCCUCCCUCACGGCGGCGAUCCCACAGCGUCAGCGCAGUUUCCCGGAAAUCCCACCCCCCACUCAACAACAGCAUUCCGAUCGCCGCCGAUUUUUCCAACAGUAGAGAAAACCCUCUUUUCUGGGCUACACCUUCUUCACCACCCGCCGGAGAAGAAAAUGGGAACACAGCCGCAAUCGCUGCUAGAGAUAACAAACAACCGUAUUCCCCGAACGCAAGAAAUUCAACAAACGGCAAUGGCGGCAGCAGCAAAUCUGUUGGCGAGCAGAGGGGCCGCUCAAUCACACGGAGCUUCAGCGAAAACAACGGAAUCGGCCGCAGUUUGUCGAGGGUUCGGCGGCGGUCUGCGUCGAGAGCCCCUAGUAAAGGAGCUUAUGAGAGCGAAAACGAUCAGGUUAUGGUAGCAUCGAUUAAAAAGAUCGGUAAUGGUAUGAAUAGAAAUAGCAUAGUUAAAAACAGGGUAGAAAAACGCGGCCAUGCAAAGGGUAGAGGAGUAAUUUCAUCUCAGAAUCGAGCGACAGAGUGGUCUGAAGAUGAUUCUGCUUGCAGUUUGCAAAUAUCAAAUUUGGAGGACGGAAUUUCAGUUGGUUCGUUAUCGGAAGCUGAAGAGUUGAGUGCUUUUCGAUGUAAUAAUGUCAAAAGUGUUACAGCUACAAACGUUGCUCGUAAGCCUUCGGAUUUAGUUAACCCCGGGACGGUUGAAUUGAUCUCAGACAUAAGAAGAGAAUAUUCCACAAAAUUAGAAGAGUCUGAAGAACGUGCUAGAAAACUUAGAGAGGAUCUUGCUAUUGAAGAGCAGCGUGGGCAAGAGCUGGAUCGAGUACUGACCGAGAUACUUCCCGAUCCAAAGACUUCUGCUAUACAGAGAUCUCGUCGAGAAAGAAGGACGAGCAAAGAAAGAAAGAGGAUGUCGAAACGCCUGAGUGAAGAAGCCAUGUCGUAUUUUGACGAGUGUGUGUCCUUGUCUACUUUUGAUAGCUCCGACUUGUCUGCGUCAGAAGACCUAUUUGUGGGUGUUUCGUCUCUGUUAGACGCAAGUCCAACCACUUCAUUUUGUUAUGACCAAAAACAGGUGCAGCCGCUCUAUAACCGUGAGGAUUCUGUAUUGACUUCUCAAUUUUACGAGUUCUCAUUCGCGGACAAAAAGCCAAAAAACGCCGAAUCUGAAGAAGAAAUCAAGAAUUACAUCAAGAAGUUAGAGAGAGGCACUAAGAGAAACGAUGACUUGGAGGCCACAAUAUCGUACUACGAUGCUGGAGAAUAUAGCCGAGUCGAAAGUGUAUUAUUAAUGGACAGGGUAAUGUACAAGAGCAGCAUAGAGUCGGGGGGCUUACUUUUAUGUGGAGGCGCCAUCUCGGUUUUUCCUUUCGGCUCGGUUAUGUGAAGUGUUUCGUUUUCCAAUAAGCAGCGCGAAGUAGUGUUUUUGUAUAUGUAAAAUGAUGUCUUCUUGUCUAAGUGUGGCAUGGUGAGUGAGGUGCAACCCCUCUUGUCUGUGGCUGUAAUAAGCACUGUCAUGAUCAAUUGUAUAAAUAUUUUUAGUGUUUAUAGAGUACCU
Messenger RNA from Erythranthe guttata (spotted monkey flower), 1749 nucleotides. RefSeq lists its product as uncharacterized. The record is from RefSeq and is a predicted model, not a curated record. NCBI's taxonomy places the organism in Eukaryota, Viridiplantae, Streptophyta, Magnoliopsida, Lamiales, Phrymaceae.